AUGUGCGCUGGUCAGAUGGACUCUCUGCAGGACACCGGUGUAGCCGUUAGCAUGCACGAUACCGCCGAGUCUCGCGAAAUUGAUAUCACGCAGUCUGAACUGUUGGUCAACUUCUUCUGGGAGAGCAAGGAGGAGUUCUUUGCUGCCUACGCUCUUUCCACGCUGAUAAAUCUGCUACGUGAACCGGUCAUGCGUAGCCAGUGCGACAAGGUGGUUCAGGCCAUCUGCAACGUCGUGUCCUCCCUUGGCCAACGCUCGAUUCCCUACCUGCACCAGGUCAUGCGGGAGCUCUUCCAGUGUCUGCAGAGCCUUCAAGAUGCACGGCUGCAGGAGACCGUCGUCAACCAUCUGGCCUCCAUCGUCUCUAUCAUCGGUCCGCAUGCGAAGGAGUUUGUUCACGAUGUGGUGAACAUAAUUAUUGCUCACUGGUGGAUCUCUCCGGCCGUGCAACGUGCUGCCAUUCGACUCCUCGGCUCUAUCAGCUCUGCGCUUGGCAGUGACUUUAGGCCCUUCAUCUCUCGUCUGACACCCACUCUGUUGCGAAUGCUGAAACAGGAGACUGAUGAAGCCAAUCUGAUAGCUCUCUUUGACCUGCUGGGUAAUCUGGGAAUCUUGCUGGAGGAUCACGUGCAUAUCCUUGUG
Molecule: messenger RNA, 642 nt
Organism: Dibothriocephalus latus
Lineage: Eukaryota; Metazoa; Platyhelminthes; Cestoda; Diphyllobothriidea; Diphyllobothriidae
Source: the annotation of a GenBank genome assembly